Rotaria socialis is the source of this 1221-nucleotide messenger RNA. Lineage: Eukaryota; Metazoa; Rotifera; Eurotatoria; Philodinida; Philodinidae. The record is from the annotation of a GenBank genome assembly.
AUGGUUUCCGCUUCGGUCAGUGCCUAUACUGCGCCAGCACUUAUGGCCGUUUGUCUUCUAACUGACUAUUGGAUUUAUGGAAAGCAAACACGACUAUCACCAAAUCCAAUAGUAAAAGCAGGCGAUACAAGAGUUUUAAAUUUUACAUAUCAUCGUAUUGGUCUUUGGCGAGAAUGCAUCAAAGAGAGUACUGAUGCUCCAUACAACUGUGAUCUCGUUAGAUAUUCUAAAGCAGAAGCAAAAUUAGAAAAAGGCUUUAAAGCUGUUUCAUAUCGAUCAGCACCAAGUAUGGCGUGUUUCACAGCGGCAUCCAUUCUUUUAAUUAUCGCAAUUUUUUUAUUUACGCGUGGUCUCUGCAAACGACGUCGAAAGGCCGUGUUUUUCAUCUCAGGUCUUCUUUUUUCUAUCUCAGGUUUACUUACUAUGGUUGGUGUUACAUUAUACGUUUCAAUUACAACUGAAGAAUCGGUUAAAAUUGAUCAAGAUUAUCCGGUGAUGAGAUGUUCCUACGGAUAUUCAUUUCUUUGCGCAGUUUUUUCCUUUGUUCUACAAGAAUUAACUGGUGUUUUAACGGUCUAUUGGUUUAUAUAUCGUUUUCGUGCACUUGUUCGAAGACAAGAGAAAUUACGUUUGCGUACUCGUCAAUUGAUGGGAAAUUGUUUAUCAAUGACAACAGCCCUUCCAUUGAAUCUUGCCUCAUUGAAUACAAUUAAUAAUAAUAAUAAUAAUAAUAAUAAUAAUAAUAAUAAUAAUACAAAGUCUGCAGCAAAUUGUUCAAAUUAUCAAUUACAUCAGAAUCAUUAUUCUAAUUCAAAGAGUGAACGUUAUCAAUAUGGGAUCACAAAUAAUUCAGCAGACUCUUCAACGCCUAAACAGCAUAGAAAUUAUGAAAGACGAUGUAUACCAUUUGAUAAAUCUGUACUAUCAUCUCUUCAACAUGUUGAUAAAGCAUGUUAUUCAAUAUUUCCACCCCGAUCACCAACACUUCUCUACGGGGAUUAUUGUCGUGUGUUAAUUCGUCCAGAAGAUAUGGAUUUACUCACACAAAUGGUAAAAUCAAAAUCCCAAGCACAAUUACUAGCUAAUUCAAGACCAACAACACCAGCACUAACAAUAGCAAAUAUCAAAGUCCUACCGAAUUUAGAUGCAGAUAGACAAAUAACUAAUCAUAUUUCAAAACGAAGUAUACGAAAAGGUGUCAAGCGGACUACAUCUGUUUAA